GCAGGUGACUGUACUCUUCGUGAAGCUAUCAUCAUCAGUAGUGUUCUUGCUAAGACAAGUAUCCCAGUACUACAUUCAAGUGCUGUAAUGCUGAAGAUAGCAGAGAUGAACUACACAGGAGCAAACACUAUAUUCCUCAAGAUGUUUUUCGAUAAAAAAUAUGCCCUUCCCUACAGAGUAAUAGAUGCUGUGGUCUAUCAUUUUUUACGUUUCUUGUCUGACAAGCGAACUCUCCCGGUCCUAUGGCAUCAGUGUCUACUAACGUUUGUACAAAGAUAUAAAGAAGAUGUCUCAAGCGAGCAGAAAGACAGUCUUCUUGAGCUCUGUAAAGUACACAUCCACAACCAGAUAACACCCGAGGUUCGACGUGAAAUAACCAGUUCCAAGAGCAGAGACGAGCAAAUGGAUAUGCCAGUAGACAGUAUGUCAUAGUGAGGUAGAAUGAAUUAUAGAUGUGUAAAUGUUACGGUACAUGGUCGCGUUAUGGAGCUAUUGAGAAUAAGUGUCAUAUGAUUAUCAAACUGCACAUUCGUACGGUAGAGCGGUUUUCGUAUUACUGCGAAAAGAUGGCGGCUCGCGAACGCGGUCGUGACACGGCAACUGAUAUGCCAGACCAAUCGCAAUGCGCGAGUUUUUACUCUCCAUCGAAUCAAAUACCCGAAACACGCCGCUGAUAAGGUCACGCCAAGGUCACGUCAAAAGUCAGCCAACUAAAAUUCUAGAAAACGUAACGGUCACGGCACGGCACGCUAAGGGCACUGUGUUUUUCAUAGUCAUGCGAAAACUGCUCUAUCUGUACUAACUUAUCAGAUUGUGCGAUGUUACCUCUCGAAUCAUCCAUCAGACAAAAUACCAAGGUCACGGCACACCACGUAACGUUAGAUAUUCAUAUGAAAUUUGCUCCAACUAAUUGCGUUGAGCUAUUAAAUCGCAGCGCUCUGAUUAUUCUUGGGUGCAUGCGACGUCGUAGCCUUCAUUUUAGUUGACUUUCAUCUGACCUUAAAUUUGCUCUUGGUGUAUUUUGUUGUGUCAACCAACAUGGUGGCCACGUCUUUUGUCCUUUUAUUCUCAUGGUAAGUGCUGCACUCAACCAAUACGAGAUAUCGCAUUAUCAGCCUUAACACAGAAAGCCCACUUCAGAUAAAAGUAAUCAAACAAAUAUUCAUUAGAAAAAAAUCGCUGUUUGAUUUUUUUCCAAUCAAAGGUAAACUUCUUGUGCUCCAGCUAGAUAAUACUAGCAAAUAGGAAAGUCAGGCAGAAAUAUAGUGCUUUAGCAUAUACCAACUUGUGUACUUCCUUAGAACGCGCGCGCUCAUUGGUUCAUUGGAGGUGAAUAUUGUACGAUAUUCACCUCUGAAUCUCGGAAUAUUGAGUCGGCAACAAAAUAUCAUCU
Actinia tenebrosa (Australian red waratah sea anemone) is the source of this 1393-nucleotide messenger RNA. RefSeq names its product bystin-like. Lineage: Eukaryota; Metazoa; Cnidaria; Anthozoa; Actiniaria; Actiniidae. Gene Ontology annotation, molecular function: snoRNA binding. The record is from RefSeq and is a predicted model, not a curated record. Gene Ontology annotation, biological process: rRNA processing. Gene Ontology annotation, cellular component: cytoplasm; nucleolus; preribosome, small subunit precursor.